AUGGAGCAACUUUCCAACGCACCCAUCACUGACUUCCUUAUUCACUUGAUGAAAAUCGAGAGCACAACUGGCCAGGAAGGUAUGGUAUCUUGAAGCUUGGCAAGUUACAGUACAAUUUCAGCUGCGGUCGCUGACUGUAUUCAAAGGUUUUGUGAGUUUUUGGGCUUCGAAGUUGUGAAGCAGUCGUUGAAACCAAAUUAUACGCGGUGUAACCUACUGAUUAAAAAGCCCAACACGAAGAUUGAAGAUAUCAAAUACCUCUUGAACACUCACUUGGACACGGUACCCCCUUAUACCCAUCCUCGUAUUGGAGACGGUUGUAUCUAUGGAAGAGGGUCUAAUGAUGCCAAAGGUUUGUUUGGAAGAACCUUUCUUUACAGCUUGUUUAAGGUCAAAUUGCCUCUAUGAUAUUCGCCUUGAGAAAACUAAAGGGUGAGAACGAGCAGCUGAGUGAUCAAACGGCAUUGUUACUAGUCGUUGGCGAAGAAACGGACCAUGUUGGCAUGACAGAGGCUAACAAUUUGAACAUUCACCCCAAAUACCUGGUGGUUGGAGAGCCGACUGAACUCACUUUUGGUCAUGCACAGAAAGGAGCACUUAAGGUAAUUUGUUAGACUUUUUGUGAAAUUUCACAACAACUUAAUUUUUACAAACAAUUUUUUAUCUGUACGCUUCACUCAUCUUGAUACCAGUUUAGAUACAACUAGUAGCCAGAGGUCAAGCUGCCCAUUCAGGAUACCCAGAGAAAGGCCACAGUGCGGUCCAUCUGCUUCUAGAUGUACUUGCAAACCUCCGUGCCAACGAAUGGCCACAACACAAUGAUCUUGGUGAGACUACAUUAAACAUAGGUCUUCUGAAUGGAGGCCAAGCCAUGAAUGCGUUGGCUGAACACGCUGAAGCCGGCUUGAUGUUCAGAGUGGUCGAUUCGGCGUCGAAUUUGUUGGAGGAGGUUGAGAGAAUAGUCAAAGGACGAGUCGAGAUAAAGGUUUUGGGGCUCAACGAACCGGUCAUUUUGACGAGUAAGUUAGUUAUUACGUUGUAAAGACCUUAUUAAGUAGAGUAGUUAAUACAGUAUACAAAUUGAUAACAUACUUGCAGAACCACCUGAGCCAUUCGAGAGCAAAGUAGUCGCCUUCAACACAGACAUUCCCUACUUUGACAAGUACAAGCAACUGGAUGGCGUCUUUCUGAUCGGUUGUGGAUCCAUAACCACCGCCCAUUCCAAACAUGAGUACGUACCAAUCGAGGAGCUGGAACAAUGUCCAGAACUUUUAUACUCACUUUUGACAAAACUGCACGAAGGUAGUGAAGAGUGA
This is a messenger RNA of Bursaphelenchus okinawaensis, 1316 nucleotides long. The record is from the annotation of a GenBank genome assembly. Lineage: Eukaryota; Metazoa; Nematoda; Chromadorea; Rhabditida; Aphelenchoididae.